UUGGGGGGGGGGGGUCUUUGAUUAAGACGAUUCUCUAAUUUUCUUUCCUCCCUGUUUGGUGAAUUGUUGCAAUGAGCCAUCCUGUAUUUGACUAUUCCAAUUUUAUCCCCGGAAAGGGGGGAGCAACAGGCAUGUUGCAUCUGGUCAUGAUGUAUAAGGUAUGAAUUGAAAAUUGUGCAGGUAAAAAGCUGGAAGAGGGGGGAUUACCAUAGAAUCCUAGAUGAUUUUGUGUAUUAUGAUGUGUGUCAAGUUCUGACGCUGGGAGAUGGGGAUGCAAGGGGAUAAGAAGCAAGUGAAAUGGAGCUUCAGAAAGGAUUUUGUGAUAAGAGAGUCGAAUGCGUGAUGGUGUCAACAUGAGAGCCAAUAAGAUACUGACCGAAGCUGCGUUUGUUGUGGAUACAAAUGUUGAAACUCGCCCAUCAAUACUCAGCUUCGCCUUCAUGUACGCUAAGCCAUUACAUGUAUCAUGGUGUGGGAAUUCCUCGUAACGACGACGUUUUCAGGAUUAAAAGGCAUAAUGAGCGCGUUGGUUUACGCGCCUUCAGUUGCUCAUUUCCCUUCCCUCCCUCUGAUGCUGGUCGACGACGCUGGUGCUUCUGCAGAUACGACGCUCCGCCUCCUCCAAUGGCAUCUUCUUCUCUUGUCCGAAUUGCUGUUGUCGGUGAUGUCCAUGGCCUCUGGAAUCUGGAAGAAGAUCGAAUGGCGCUUCAGCUGCUACAGCCACAUUUGGUGCUUUUCACAGGUGAUUUCGGUGAGGAAAAUGUCCCACUUGUGCAAAGUGUGAGCCUUCUUCCUUUUCCUAAAGCAGUUAUAUUGGGAAACCAUGAUGCCUGGUACACCCAUGAUUUAUCAAGGCAACAAAAUGGCGUCCAAAUGCAGCUUGAUGUUCUCGGUGACGAGCAUGUAGGAUAUAGACGCUUGGACUUCCCUUCAUUAAAGCUCAGUAUUGUUGGUGGCCGACCUUUUUCACAUGGUGGAGAUCAAUUAUUUCGGAAAAAGCUGCUUGUGCGCAGAUAUGGAGUUGUGGAUAUGGAUUCUAGUGCUGGGAGAAUUUGUAGUGCUGUACAGGGGACACCAGAUGAUCAUUUGGUUGUAAUUCUUGCACACAAUGGGCCAACAGGCCUUGGUUCUCAAGCAGAGGAUGUUUGUGGAAAAGACUGGGAUGGUGAAGGUGGCGACCAUGGAGAUCCAGAUCUGGAACAGGCGAUAUGCCAAUUGAAGGAGACAACAAGUUUGCCAAUUCCAUUAGUUGUGUUUGGGCACAUGCAUAAGGUGCUGCAGUCAAGGAAGGGGAGCCGGAAAAUGGUUGUGGAGGGGAGUGACAAGAAGACCUUAUAUCUGAACGGUGCAAUAGUUCCAAGGGUUAAACGAACAAAAGUUGAUGAUCACUGUCAUGACAGUCUGAGUGGUUUCAUGAGAAAUGAAAAAUGGAAGGCCGCAGCAGAGUCAGAGGGUGAGAGCACAGCAAGGGCUUUCACUGUGGUGGAGAUUUUAGAUGGAAUAGUCGAGAAAAUAGCAGAAACUUGGGUGCACGUAGAUGGAAGUAAUGCCAGAAUUGUGGAGGAGGAGACGUUGUACUUGUACAGGAAUGUCGGUGGUUUUCAACCGGGGGCGUCUGUUUAAAGACCAGGUCGGUCAUUCCCAGUGUAAAGUUGUGGUUGUGGAUAUCCUUUUGUUUUUCUGAAUUAAGGCAUGCCAUAUUUAGUCACAUUAACUGGUUUUGGGACUGAAUGAUUGAUUCGUUUCCUCCGCCA
Molecule: messenger RNA, 1754 nt
Organism: Tarenaya hassleriana
Lineage: Eukaryota; Viridiplantae; Streptophyta; Magnoliopsida; Brassicales; Cleomaceae
Exons: 10
Coding region: 403-1623 (406 amino acids)
Molecular function (GO): hydrolase activity
Source: RefSeq, a predicted model, not a curated record